Molecule: messenger RNA, 648 nt
Organism: Dendrobium catenatum
Lineage: Eukaryota; Viridiplantae; Streptophyta; Magnoliopsida; Asparagales; Orchidaceae
Product: probable ascorbate-specific transmembrane electron transporter 1
Exons: 4
Coding region: 1-648 (215 amino acids)
Molecular function (GO): oxidoreductase activity
Source: RefSeq, a predicted model, not a curated record
AUGCCGUUGUUGUCGUCGGCGUCGCAGUUCAGCGCUGUGGCUCAUGUCCUCGGUCUCACCGCUGCUAUUCUGGUUAUUGUUUGGGUGGUGCAUUACGGCGGUGGCGCUGACCUCAACUCCGAGAACACCGAUCUCAUUUUCAAUGUGCACCCCUUAGUGAUGACUUUGGGCUUCAUUCUCGUUAUAGGUGAAGCAAUAAUGGCUUACAAUACUGUACCGAGCCGGAAAACAGUGCAAAAGAGCAUACACAUGUUGCUGCAUUUGCUGGCUCUGGUCCUCGGAGUACUCGGAAUCUACGCAGCUUUCAAAUUCCACAACGAGAGCCAAAUACCGAACAUGUAUACUCUGCAUUCGUGGCUUGGCAUCUGUACCAUUUGCUUGUUCGGUUUGCAGUGGAUAUUUGGGUUCUUCAGCUUCUGGUUUCCGGGAGCGCCGCCUAUGACGAGGACGAUGCUAGUUCCGCUACACGCCACCGCAGGUUUGGCUAUUUUUCUGAUGGCGAUAUGCACCGCCGAGACGGGCUUUAUGGAGAAAGGGGGCGAAGGGCCAGGCGCUGAGACUCGGCUCAUCAACUUCGCAGGGCUGAUCAUUCUCCUCUUCGGCCUGUUUGUCAGCCUGUCCACGGCCCUUCCCAGAAUCAUGUCUUAA